UGAGGGAGAUCGAAGUUGGCCCCAUCAAAGCGGCUAAUCCUUCACCCUCUCGCUAGGGGACCUGCCGUCCGCGGGAAAGCUCGAUUCAGAACAGUUGUGUCUUCACGGGGUGGUAGCCAUCGCGCAGUGUGCGUCUGCUUGAUCUUGCUUUCGUCAGUCUGCUUCCUGCGCCCUUCCCUUGCCCGCCGUAAACUUUCCUCCCCCCGCCGUCGAUUCUCCUCCUCCCGCCGUCGAUUCUCAUCCCGCCGUCCCUUUGGUUUCUUCGCUGGCCCCCCCUCGCCUCCGCGCCUCCUCUGCGCUCGUCCUCCCGCCGUCAAUCGUCCUCCCGCCGUCAACCGUCCUCCCGCCGUCAAUCGUCCUCCCGCCGUCAAUCGUCCUCCCGCCGUCAAUCGUCCUCCCGCCGUCAAUCGUCCUCCCGCCGUCAAUCGUCCUCCCGCCUUCAAUCGUCCUCCCGCCGUCAAUCGUCCUCCUCCGCCCGCCUCGCCAUUCACCUCGCCGCGUCGCUAGACCAUCACUUACGACUCUCACCCCGUCUCUGCUUCUGCGGCAUGGACCCCACGACUCAGAACACGCCACGUGGCGUGGACCAACAGUACCUCCAUAACGACAGUGUAACCAUUCGCCAGCGACUUCGCGAGCUGAAAAAUCGCCUCAAAUGUCGCGCGCAGGGGCUGUACGACGGCGUCGCAGCCACUCAAGGCCAGCGAUGCGCGGCUGGUUACCACCACGGUUACGGGUCUGGUUACCACUACGGCUCCCUGCAAGCGUCGGUGGGGGCGGGCGGCGGGCGCAAGGGCGCGAUGGUGACGGCGGCUGCGGCGGCGACGUCGUCGCUGGCGGCGGUGCGCGUGUUCAAAGGGAACAGCGUGCUCGCACAAUUCAAGGCGCGAUUUAAGGCGCGAUUCACGGAGGCAACGGCGGGACUCGUGGCUGACACGCGGCAACCCGAGCUGCGGUUGGAGGGCAGCGGACCCAUGCAUACUGCCACGCUGGCUGCUGCUGACGUGUCAUGCCGCGAGGGUGACAACGAAGCGGCGUCAAUAGAUCUGUCGGAGCGAUCAGGCGGUGUGGGCAGAGAAGCAGGGAUGGAGGCGAGGGGGCGGGGCGAGGGCGGAGAGUUGCAGUGGGUGGGCGGGGCGGGUGGGGCAGAUGGGAGGAGGCAGGCGGUGGUGGGGAUGGGCGGAGCAGGGGAGGAGGAGCAGCAGAGUGUGGGGGUGAGCAUGGCGCAGUCAGUGCUGCUGCCGGUGCUGGGCACCGUGGCGCACGCCUUCAUGCACGGCCUCAACUCCACCAAGGUCAUCAACGCGCACAAGCUCACGGAUGCCAUCGCCAACCGCCCCCCGGGCACGCCACUCCUCACGGUGUCGAACCACGUGGCAGCGAUGGACGACCCGCUGGUCAUGGCAGCAGUGGUGCCGCCGUCCCUCAUGCUCGCCCAUGCCUCCGCCCUGCGCUGGACCCUCUGUGCGUCGGACCGCUGCUUCUCCUCGCCGCUGCUCGCCGCCUUCUUCACGUCGCUGCGCACGCUGCCCGUGGAGAGGGGCGGGGGCAUCCAGCAGCCGGGCAUGCUGGCGGCAGCGCGGAGGCUGAGCGAGGGCGGGUGGGUGCACAUCUUCCCCGAGGGCACGCGCUCCCAUGAUGGCGGCCGCACCAUACGGCCCAUGCGACGAGGCGUGGCGUGGCUGGCCUCUCAGUGCGCCCAACAGCCGCUCAUCAUCCCCUUGGUGCACGUCGGCAUGCACCGCGUGCAAGCUAGAGGACAAGCGCUGCCGGCCACAGGCCAACGGGUGGCAGUGGUGGUGGGCGAUCCCAUCGACAUUUCGGAUCUGCUCCACGCCUAUGGCCAUCAGCACCAGGGGCAGCAGCACCGCCACCACCACCACAGCCAGCACCACAGCCAGCACCACAGCCAGCACCACAGCCAGCACCACAGCCAGCAUGCGCAGCACGAGCAACGUGCCAUCUCCCACACCCUUUCUGACCGGCCCGGCGCCCAUCCCCACUCCUCUCACCCUUCAUCCGCCCCCCCAGCCGCCCUGCUGGACGCCAUCUGUGGGCGCAUCGGGGGCGAGCUGCAGCGACUGCAGGCGCAGCUGCUGGUGCAGGAGAGGCCGUUCCUCGAGGGGGAUGCGCCCCUGGAGGGGCUUCCGCUGGUGGAGGGGGCUUUGCCCGUGGAGGGACGUGUGCCUUCCGUGCAGAUGGCAGAGGCCAUGGGUGCGGCAGAGGCAGGAAUGGGUGACGGCAGCAGUGGCACUGGCAUGAGGCGUGCUGACGUUGCGGCGUCCACUCAAGUUGCAGUGGAGGGCGGACAGGAGGGUGCUGGGCUCCAUGGCAACCACCUGCAGCAGCAGCAGCCGUUGGGCCCACUUGAGAGCGGCAUUCCGCACUGGCAGCACCCACUCUCCCCGCAACCAAGCAGCUGGAUGGAGCCCCACAGGUGGCACCCCCUCGCGCUCACCUCCCACACACCCCGCGGCAGCUUUGGUGGCAGCAGCAGCAGGCGCCAUGCAGUAGGGCUGUCACGGUGGGCAGCAGCAGCAGGGGAGGCGGUGGAGAGGCAGCAGGGGGCUGAGCGGCUGGCGGCGCUGUUUGGGUUCGCUGCUCGCUGCACCGUGGAUGGCGGGCAGAAGAGGCACAGGGAGGCAGCCAUGAUGUGAGCUGGUCAUGGGUCCAUGGCGGCGGCGGCAGCAGCAGCAGCAGCAGCAGAAGCAGGGCUGAAGCUGCUGGUCGCAAUGGGAAGCAGCAGCAGCAGCAUGGGAUUGCUGCUCUGUGUGCUGUGGGUGGGCAGCAGUGGAGACAGACAACACGGAGACCGCAACCCACAAUGCUGGGAGUGCCAAGUGGUGGGAGAUACAAAUCUGUCGGGAGCACAGCAGGGGUGUAGCAAGCAUGAGUACCGUAUGUUGCUGGUGCGCCUGUCUGUACAGGUGGUGUGCGUGCGCAGGUCCAGUGCGGCCAGACAGGCCAAUCCCUCUGGCAUUCGUGUUGCUUUCUUGGUUACGGUAAGUCCAAACGCGGGUGCUGCGAUGCCAUCAAGUCGCAUCUCUCGUGCGUCCGUAUGGCGCCUUGCGUGCGCUCUCUUCCUUGCCAUCCCCACAAGCCCUCUACAUGUGCAGCCGUGCAUGUACAGGCUUGAUUUUUGUAGAAUGGAGUAACCAACAUCAUUGAAUGUAAAACGGGGCACCUGAUUAUGCACAUUGACG
Closterium sp. NIES-67 is the source of this 3203-nucleotide messenger RNA. Lineage: Eukaryota; Viridiplantae; Streptophyta; Zygnematophyceae; Desmidiales; Closteriaceae. The record is from the annotation of a GenBank genome assembly.